Molecule: messenger RNA, 1632 nt
Organism: Penicillium bovifimosum
Lineage: Eukaryota; Fungi; Ascomycota; Eurotiomycetes; Eurotiales; Aspergillaceae
Exons: 1
Coding region: 1-1632 (543 amino acids)
Molecular function (GO): protein binding
Source: RefSeq, a predicted model, not a curated record
AUGGCUUAUACCAGUCCACCCGCGCUCCCCCAGGAGCUCUGGGACUGCAUUGAGUCACAUCUAUCCAAUGCCGACAUAAAAUCUUUGCGCCUGACAUGUAAGCAAUUCAACAAUGCAGUGUUUCUUCGGCUCGAUCGUGUUUUCUUAUCCGCCAACCCCCUCAACAUUGAGGUCUUCCGCAACAUUGCAUCACACGACAAGUUCCGCCAUCAGAUCAACGAGAUUAUCUGGGAUGAGGCGCGCUUGCAUCGGGGUCCAGCACGAAUAGCUGAAACCAAUGAGGGACAUGAAUUGCUCUCGGACGAGGAUGAACCCGAUAAUAACAGAGAAUGGGCUGCGGAAUACUACACUCACUACAGAGAGGAGAUUACCGAGCGCCAUGAGUCUGAAGAGGGUGAAGGGUGUCCUAAAUGGUUCAAAAGCGGUUGUGAGGAAAACCUUUACGUUCUAAAAUACCGGGAACUCCGUGAUGUGGAUAGGCCCGACCAUAUCGCGCGCAGAGAACAAGUGUUCGCUCAGCCUUCCCUAAGGGAGGCCUGGCAACAUUAUCUGCAGUUGCUGCGUCAACAGAAGGAUGUUCUUGCCAGUCGGGGUGAUUUGGAAGCGUUCGCGUUUGGCGUCAAGCGGUUUCCUGCCUUGAAGAGAGUGACCAUCACACCUGCAGCCCACGGCAACCUCAUCAACCCGCUUUACCCGACCCCUAUGAUUCGUGCUUUCCCGAAAGGCUUUAAUUACCCCAUUCCUCGUGGUUGGUUGUACCCUAGAGCCACUAUGGCGCCCGCUACUCCAUAUCCGUGGAAUCAAUACCUAGAACUCAGAGGUCGGUACCGCGGGUUCCGCACGGCACUACGUGUCCUCGCCAACGAACCCAACUCUGUUUCUGAGCUGGUGAUGACUUCUAACUCUAUCCCCACGGGGAUUAACUGCACAAUCUUCGACGAGCCCUGCGAAGAGUACAAUCAUUUUGCUACCGUGCUUAAGAAGCCGGGCUUCCGCCGUCUGGAUAUUUCCUUACUUCUCGGUGGUGAGCGUGAGGAAGAUCUCGAAGCAUGCUGGCGAUCUCUGCUUAAUGGGCGUCUGCGCCGGGCACUCGGUGAAGCAAAAGAAAUGGAAGAGUUCAGGCUGCAUACAACAUUUGAUGAUGAGCUCUACCCUGACGGAGAACAUCCAUUGAUCCCAUUAGGGAGCAUUGUGCCUGUGGAACAGUGGUCGAAACUGCGCCAUUUCGAACUCUCCGGCUUUGUUAUCUCACAGGAUGACUGUGUCUCUUUCCUCAAGACGUUACCAAAAUCCGUUCGCUCCAUUGAACUCAGUAUGCUGCAAUUUCUUGGCGAUGGAGUCUGGUAUAGCAUGCUGGAAGAAAUCAAGCGAAUGGUAUCGGAGAGCACGCUAUGGGGAGGCCGGGUUGCGGGAUCAAGACCCAAAAUUACGAUCGGCGUGCCAAUCGCGGACGCGAGCCCUACAUAUGGACACGGUAUAUGGAUUGAAAAGGAGGUAGAGGAUUUCAUCUACGGUGAAGGAGGAAAUCCUUUUAAGGAGGAUCGUCCCCUUAACAUCCGACUUGGAUUUGGUGUUAUAAGGGAUGCAUUGGAGCCCGAUUUUGAACAUCCAUAUGACCAAUGGGUACUCUGA